CACCACCCUGCCGGCAGCCGCAGGUCACCCGGUCACCUCUCAGGCUCACUCUUCCGGGCUCCAAGGCCUGGGUGGGGUGACCGAGCCACAAGUGCGGCGACAUCAGCUGUGAGUCCCCGGGGGCCGAGCCAGGCCGCCCUCCUCUUUACCUGGGACUUUCUUCCGGCUAGAGCUCCACAAAGAUCUCGCUGUCCUCCAACUUCCAUUCGUCUUCUCCACCGCCUUCCCCGCCCCACCUGGCCCUGGCGUGCACCCAGGGUGUCUCCUCCCCUUCCCACUUCCAGCUCCUUCUAGGGAGUUUGGUUUGAACUUUCGAACCCGCCAAUCAUCGGCCUCGCUGCGGCCCGGGGCGGGGUCCGGGCUCCGCCCUCCCGACGCGUGGCCGGCCAGGGUAUAUAAGCCCUCUCCUGGAGGCGGACCUCACACAGCUUCUCCCCCGGACUCCUUGGUAGUCGCUAGCGGGAGAUCUUCGUCCCCCACCUCUUCGCUUCCUCAGUUUUCGCGGACCACUUCAAGGACUAAAUAUGCGUGAGUGCAUCUCCAUCCACGUUGGCCAGGCUGGUGUCCAGAUCGGCAAUGCCUGCUGGGAGCUCUACUGCCUGGAACAUGGCAUCCAGCCCGAUGGCCAGAUGCCAAGUGACAAGACCUUUGGGGGAGGAGAUGACUCCUUCAACACCUUCUUCAGUGAGACAGGGGCUGGCAAGCAUGUGCCCCGGGCAGUGUUCGUAGACCUGGAACCCACAGUUAUUGAUGAAGUCCGCACUGGCACCUACCGCCAGCUCUUCCACCCUGAGCAGCUCAUCACAGGCAAGGAGGAUGCUGCCAAUAACUAUGCCCGUGGCCACUACACCAUUGGCAAGGAGAUCAUUGACCUUGUCUUGGACAGGAUUCGAAAGCUGGCCGACCAGUGCACGGGUCUCCAGGGCUUCUUGGUCUUCCACAGCUUUGAUUGCAUCCUGCUAGAUAGUCCAAGAUGGCUUCCUGCCCCUUCACCUCCAUGA
Molecule: messenger RNA, 1001 nt
Organism: Mastomys coucha (southern multimammate mouse)
Lineage: Eukaryota; Metazoa; Chordata; Mammalia; Rodentia; Muridae
Product: tubulin alpha chain-like
Exons: 5
Coding region: 525-1001 (158 amino acids)
Biological process (GO): microtubule cytoskeleton organization; mitotic cell cycle
Cellular component (GO): cytoplasm; microtubule
Molecular function (GO): structural constituent of cytoskeleton; GTP binding
Source: RefSeq, a predicted model, not a curated record